Molecule: messenger RNA, 365 nt
Organism: Drosophila kikkawai
Lineage: Eukaryota; Metazoa; Arthropoda; Insecta; Diptera; Drosophilidae
Product: male accessory gland serine protease inhibitor-like
Molecular function (GO): serine-type endopeptidase inhibitor activity
Source: RefSeq, a predicted model, not a curated record
AUUGAAAAACAAUCCCUUUGCUAUAAAUUACAUGAGAGUGCCUUGUUUUGGCUUUAGUUUUGAUUUUACUUUGCUUGCUAAAGGUUCUAAAAAUAAUAUAUAUUCUUUAGAAUGAAGUUUCUAAUUUUCCUGGCAGUUUUUAUUGCUUUUGUGGCCUCGUCCUGGGCCUUGAAAAAUGAAAUCUGUGGUCAAACACAUUCCCUAAAUGGUAAUGGUAUAAUCGCCUGUGAAGCCCUUUUCCCCUCAUGGACCUAUAAUUCCGAGAAUAAGGAGUGCCUCAAAUUCAUCUACGGAGGCUGCGGAGGAAACGACAAUCGUUUUGGCUCCAAAGAAGAUUGUGAAGAAAAGUGUUUGGAAUAAAAUGG